AUGAGAACGGUGAAGCAUCCACGUUCUGUUUGUGCUGUGAAGGGUUCGAGUGUCACGCUCCCCUGCUCCUUCAAACCGGCCAUCAUCUUUGUUGUGGAUGAACAAGAGUUUCUGCUCCAGAUCGUCAGAGUCGUGUGGUGUAAGAACCAUCUGAUCUGUCAGCGUCAAACUCCGACUGUGUACGACAGCGAGUCAAAGACAAACGACCCUCGCUUCCUGUACCUGGGAGACAAGAGGACAAACUGUACUCUACAGAUCAGAGACAUCCGUGAGGAAGACAACGCCACGUUUCGCUUCAGGAUGGAAGCGGAGGAUGUGUCUGGACAUUUUACCAACCAAACCGGAGUGACAGUCUCAGUCGUUGACGAGUCUGAGCUGAGGAUCGAGAGCUCCAGUGAUGACGGUGUGAGGUCAGAAGGUCAGAACAUCAAACUGCUCUGCACGUCACGCUGCUCCACCCACCAACUCAACAUCACCUGGUUCAGAGAUGGCCACGCCCUCUCAGAGACUGGCCCCGCCCUCCAGCUAAGCACUCUGACAGCAGGGGAUUCUGGGAACUAUACCUGUGGGUCGACGACGUCCCACUCUCCGCUGUACUCUCUGCACGUGAAGGCUACAGGACAAAGUGUUGGACUUCCUCUGAUCGUUGGUGUGGUCCUCGGUGUCCUGUUGGUUCUGUGCGCUCUCAUACUCGCAAUCUUCAUCAUCAAACGGAAACUUCCAGCAGCAGCAGCAGCAGAUAAAAAUCAGGCGGCUGGAGUGAUGGAGGUGGUGCCACAGAGGGAUGAUGGCUUCCUGUCACCUGCUGAGGUCGAGGUCAGCUACUCCAUCAUCAACUUCAAACACAACAAACAGACCAGAUCAGAGCCAGUGGGGGGGGACACCAUCAUCUACUCCACUGUCGCCAACCAAGGAUGAAGCUCAAAAUCCUUCACUCCUACCAGACCUGCAGUGUGGUGAUCAUGUCACAGGAGUUUAUCGUGUCCCACUGAACCCACUGAACCCCUGACCCAUUGUAGACCCAUUGGAGACUCCUUGACCCACUGAACCCUUGACCCACUGAACCCCUGUCCCACUGAACCCUUGACCCACUGAACCCCUUGAUCCACUGAACCCCUGUCCCACUGAACCCCUGUCCCACUGAAUCCUGACCCACUAAAACCCCUGUCCCACUGCACCCUUAACCCACUGAACCCCUGACCCACUGAACCCUACUCAAUGAACUCCUUACCCACUGACCCCUUGACUCACUGAACCCCUGUCCCACUGAACCCCUAACCCACUGAACCCCAGUCCCACUGAACCCUUGACCCAAUGAACCCCUGACCCACUGAACCCCUGACUCACUGAACCCCUGACCCACUGAACCCUACUCACUGAACUCCUUACCCACUGACCCCUUGACUCACUGAACCCCUGUCCCACCUGUCCCACUGAACCCCUGUCCCACUGAAUCCUUGACCCACUAAACCCCUGUCCCACUGCACCCUUAACCCCUGACC
This is a messenger RNA of Solea senegalensis (Senegalese sole), 1502 nucleotides long. RefSeq lists its product as uncharacterized. The record is from RefSeq and is a predicted model, not a curated record. The transcript has 7 exons. NCBI's taxonomy places the organism in Eukaryota, Metazoa, Chordata, Actinopteri, Pleuronectiformes, Soleidae. The coding region runs from base 1 to 918 and encodes 305 amino acids.